This is a messenger RNA of Coprinopsis cinerea okayama7#130, 1083 nucleotides long. RefSeq lists its product as hypothetical. The record is from RefSeq and is a predicted model, not a curated record. The coding region runs from base 1 to 1083 and encodes 360 amino acids. The transcript is spliced from 10 exons. Lineage: Eukaryota; Fungi; Basidiomycota; Agaricomycetes; Agaricales; Psathyrellaceae.
AUGUCCAUUAAAAGAUUGUGGAGAAGUCGGAACAACGAGGCCAAGGAGAAAUAUCUAAAUCCCGGAGCGAGGUGGGAUGACGCAGUGACAAAUGCCAAGUUCAAGAUUGAAAGGGAGGAUGCGUUGGACGGACGAAACUCACCGCGCCGUCGGUGGAAGAGGGCCACGUUUUUGAUUGGAAGGAUGCAAGACCAUGACUCUGUCCUCGGAGACGAAGGCGUUCACGUUGACUCGAAGAACCUAGAAAGCAAGGAACUGGAAAAGCAACAUUGGCUAGAGUUGGUUGAUGGAUAUCUAUCUGCGGAACAGCGCUUGAACUAUCUCGUCAACAUCGACAAAGAGGGACGGCUCCGCUGGGCGAAGAACAACCAAUUGGUCGACACCACGGCUGGACACUGGAAGGAUGCCGGUGAUGGCUCUGGAAUUAUACCAGAACAUCAUGAUGUCCCAACCGGCGUUGAGCCAGCGUCCGGAAGCCUCGCUCUCGCGAACGAAAACGACACGGACCAACGAAACCGGGACGCCGCUGAUACGCAUUACACCAGCGGUAAAACAAAGGCUAAACACUCCUGGUCAUGGUGUCUAUGGAGUCGAUUCACACUGAAGGGGACUGUCGAACGGUUGCUGAGGAAGACUGUGGAGAGGAAUACUUGGAUGUAUGUUUCGGAUCGAAACUUUAAUAUAUUCGUCGGAAUUAAAGAGACGGGGAACUUCCAACAUUCUUCGUUUCUGGCGGGAGGUUUGGCUACAUCCGCAGGGCUCAUUAAAGUGAAGGAUGGCCAAAUAUACAACCUAUCACCUCUUUCCGGACAUUACAGAACAUCGGUGGACCAUUUCCGUCAGUUCAUUCAUGUUCUCAAGGAACGCGGGGUGGAUAUGAGCAGAGUACACAUUGGCAAAGAAGAAGCUAUUCUUCGAGGAGUCGAACACUUGGCCAGGGCCAAGAAGAAGCAAGCCCAGGUAACAAAGGCUGGGAAAGAGACGGCAAAAGACGUAGUCGAAGCGUUGAACCCCGCCGAAUGGAAGCGGCAGGUACUCGAGGGUAGGAGCAAGGAGCGAAGCCAAGAACAGGGGACACAUUGA